This is a messenger RNA of Choloepus didactylus (southern two-toed sloth), 1081 nucleotides long. It is a transcript of the gene RAB36, whose product is annotated as RAB36, member RAS oncogene family. The record is from RefSeq and is a predicted model, not a curated record. Lineage: Eukaryota; Metazoa; Chordata; Mammalia; Pilosa; Megalonychidae. Bases 200 to 1003 code for a protein of 267 amino acids. Gene Ontology annotation, molecular function: GTPase activity; GTP binding. The transcript has 11 exons.
GCGCUUGCACGGGCGCUGCAGCCUCCGCAGCCGUGGCUGGUGAGUCCGACCCUCGGCCCAUCGCCAGCGCGAGCCGGUCCCGGAGCCCCGGGGUCGCGAGGGCGCCGCGGCGUCCCUUUCUCGGCCUCCUCGUUUUCCCGAGCGCCCACGCCGGGCCAGGCCCAGGCGGGUCCUGGAGGAGACCCAGCGCUCUGGAAGGAUGAGGUCCUCCCUGCCGCCGUUGGGGCCCCCCGUGAGCCGGGACCGUGUCAUCGCCAGCUUCCCUAAGUGGUACACGCCUGACGCCUGCCUGCAGCUCAAGGAGCACUUUCACGGGCAGGUCAGCGCGGCCUGCCAGCUCAGGAACACGGGGACCGUCGGGCUCAAGCUCUCCAAAGUGGUGGUCGUUGGCGAUCUCUACGUGGGGAAAACCAGCCUCAUCCACAGGUUUUGCAAGAAUGUGUUUGACCGCGACUACAAGGCCACCAUCGGGGUGGACUUCGAAAUCGAGCGCUUUGAGAUCGCCGGGGUCCCCUACGGCCUCCAGAUCUGGGAUACGGCCGGCCAGGAGAAGUUCAAGUGCAUCGCGUCCGCUUACUACCGGGGCGCACAGGUGAUCAUCACGGCCUUUGACCUUGGCGACAUCCAGACUCUGGAGCACACCAGGCAGUGGCUGCAGGAGGCUCUGAGGGAGAAUGAACCGGGUUCCAGUUCUGUCUUCCUGGUGGGGACCAAGAAGGACCUCCUGUCAGGGGCGGCGUGUGAGCAGGCCGAAGCGGAGGCCGUGCGCCUGGCCGGAGAGUUGCAGGCCGAGUACUGGUCAGUUUCAGCCAAGACGGGGGAGAAUGUGAAGGCGUUUUUCAGCCGUGUCGCCGCCCUGGCAUUCGAGCAGUCUGUGCUGCAGGACCUGGAGAGAAGGAGCAGCGCCCAGCCACAGCUCGGCGACGGGGGCCUCAUCCAAAUGGCGGGGAGCCCCCCUGAGAUCCAGGAGAGCAAGAGGCCCCCCGGCUUGCACUGCUGCUAGCUGGGCUCCGCGUCAUGGCUCCCGUGACCGUGGAGGGAUGAUCAAAGCACCCCGUCUGCCCCCCUCCAUCCACCCACC